CAGCCGUGGGCUAGAGUUUAACUUUUAGGAUCAUUGUUAUAAAAGUUACGAUACACCGGUUUAAAAUACCAGGUUCAAGGUCUAAGGAUAUUUAAAAGUUUGUGUUUCUUGUGGAAGGACUGGUUUUAGUUACCUGCUUGGUAGAUUGAGUCAAAAUGCUGUGGCCACUCGUCGUGGCAGUGGCGAUAGUGGUCGCGCUGUGGAAGUAUUUCAGCCGCGAGGAGAAUGACUUGUCUCGGCUACCUGGACCGCCCAGUUGGCCAAUUGUAGGCAGCGCCAUGACCUUCAUGGGCCUACCACCAGAGGAAGUAUUUAAGAGGAUCAGUAAUCUACGAAACGAUUACGGAGAUCGUGUCGUGAUCACAGCUUUCCGCAGACACAUCCUGCACACGUACAAAGAAGAGGAUAUCGAGAUAAUUUUAUCACAUUCGAGGAACAUCAAGAAAGGUAUAGCUUACCGGUUUAUGGAGCCCUGGCUUGGAACAGGUCUCCUCAUCAGCACUGGUAACAAAUGGCACAGGCGACGGAAGAUAUUGACUCCGGCUUUCCACUUUGACAUCCUGAAGAGUUUCUUGAAGGUGUUCGAGGAGCAAAGUCAGAGCCUGGUGGAGGCACUUCGCCAGUUGAACAAGGAGGGCACUGAGGUUCUGGACGUCAUACCAUUUAUAAGCGAUCACAUGCUUUAUACCAUUUGUGAAACGGCUAUGGGCAUUAAAUUGGAUGCGGACAAAACCGAAACCAAAGUGGAAUACAAAAAAGCAAUUUUAGACAUUGGAGCUAUGGUCAUGGAGAGGCUCACAACCUUUUAUCUUCAUAGCGAUUUCCUAUUCAAUCUGCAUCCAUUGGGCAGAAGGUUUGCCAAAUCUUUGGCCAAAGUUCACUCCUUCGCGGACAAUGUUAUUAUGGAAAGGAAAAAGGCGUAUGAUAGUGGUGCUGUUUUAAACGCUGAUAAUGGAGAGGGUAAACGGAGAUUGGCACUCCUUGAUUUGUUGUUAGAAUCGGAGAGAAAGGGGGAAAUAGAUUUAGAGGGUAUACGAGAAGAAGUCAAUACGUUUAUGUUUGAGGGCCAUGACACUACGGCGAUAGCUUUAUCAUUUGGAUUGAUGCUUUUAGCUGAUCAUGAAGAAGUACAGGAGCGUAUUUUCGAAGAAUGUAAAGACAUAUUUAGUGAUUCGAGCCACAGCAUCAGCAUGUCCGACUUGGGCGAGAUGAAGUACUUGGAGGCUGUUAUAAAGGAGAUACUUAGGCUUUACCCCAGUGUGCCCUUCAUUGGCCGGGAAAUAGUUGAAGAUUUUAUGUUAGGUGAUAUAAAAGUAAAGAAAGGCUCAGAAGUGGUAGUGCAUAUAUACGAUGUGCAGCGGAGGCCCGAACUGUACCCGGAGCCAGAGGCCUUUAAGCCGGAGAGAUUUCUGGAGGCGGACUCUAGGCAUUCUUAUGCCUAUGUGCCUUUUAGCGCUGGACCCAGAAACUGCAUUGGACAACGUUUCGCUAAAAUGGAGAUGAAAUGUGUGCUGAGCGAGAUUGUUCGCAACUUCCGCCUGGUACCAGUGAAGAGGGGGGUCCGAGCCACGCUCAAGACAGACAUAGUACUUCGCUGCAUAGAACCCAUUCAUGUUCGGUUUAUCCCACGCUAAGUGUGUAGCUAAUGGAACCUUUAUAUUAUGGCAUGGGUAAAGGUCGGGAUAUCCAGGAUUCCCUGAAUAUUUUUAGGGUUCCGUACCCAAAGGGUUUAUUUACCCUAUUACUAAGACUCCGCUGUCCGUCCGUCGCGUGUGCGUCUGUCCCCAGGCGGUAUGUUAUACACCGUAAUAGUUAGCAUUUUGUUUUAUUUUUAGUUUUUCUAAUCCUAAGAUUGUCUGGCAGAGAUAGCUACUUAGCCGCAUUUUUUAUCCAACUACUUGAAGUAUCUUUUCUUCUAUUUUCUUUACAUGUUGUACUAAUACAGAGUAUAAAUAAAAAUAGAGAGACAAUUGAAGUA
This is a messenger RNA of Pararge aegeria (speckled wood butterfly), 1978 nucleotides long. Its product is annotated as cytochrome P450 4C1-like. The transcript has 10 exons. Gene Ontology annotation, molecular function: iron ion binding; oxidoreductase activity, acting on paired donors, with incorporation or reduction of molecular oxygen; heme binding. Bases 156 to 1634 code for a protein of 492 amino acids. Lineage: Eukaryota; Metazoa; Arthropoda; Insecta; Lepidoptera; Nymphalidae. The record is from RefSeq and is a predicted model, not a curated record.